AUGGAGCAAGAAGACUGGAACUCCACCUCGCACUUGCUCGACCUGCGCAGUUCUGCUCGAUAUGCUCUUGAUUCUAGCAGCCAGCCUCUGCAUCACAACAACAAUCUCGACACCGCUCGCGCCGCCCGUCCUGCUGCACAGUCUAUUGACACUCAGGCGCCCGCCCUUCAGAGACAAGUGCCUUCGGAUGCCUUCUCGCACCGCCCUCCCGUGUUUCGCCCGUCUACCACCGCACGCUUUCCCAACCAGCAAGUUCAAGCAGUUAGAAGUCGCAGCCGAAGUGAUGUUGGCGAAUUGCAGGUCGGGAUGUGUCGUGGCAGACCUGCUUCGCCGCGUGGCAGGAGCCGCAGUCCAACUGCAGCUACACGCCCUCUGAUCUACCGCAACCGCCAUCAGGAGGUCACUGCUUCACGUCAUCAAGCUACAGGCGCCCCUGAUCGCAAUGCUGGAGGCGAUGCUGUAGAUAUUCCUGUUGAGGACACCCGUCGUCCUCGUCUGGAACAGCUGGCGAGGAAGAAGAAUGACUAUGGGGUUUGCGUUACCUGCUGGCUCAAUGAGCUACCUUGUGAUCACCAAUGGCCUUGCCAUGAGUGUACAGCCAGCGGCAAGUCUUGCGCCUACAUCACCUGCCCUAUGGGUCACUAUCAACUCGAUCACAAAUGUCCCUGCCAUCACACAAAGAGAACCCCUCUGGAGAAGAUUUCGGCUCGCGAGGUCGGCUCAUCUAUGCAUCUGGUAGUCCUGCUCGAUCUUCGUCGCCUCUCAAUCGACUCAUACGAUAUGAGCGGGAUGCAGACGAAGCUACAGAGCUCAGACCGUGCACAACAGAUCUUCUUCCAGUUACAGCCAGAACUCCAGUCUGUUCUCCAGCAAGGAAACGAGCUCCAUCUGCAUCAAGUCAGAAAGCUGAUCCGCGAAUUGGACAAGGUCCCUCGCUCAGAGCUAUUAAAACUAUCAGAGCUAUUGAAACUAUCGGAGCUAUUAAAACUAUCUCGCGUCUCAUCGUCGAGUUGA
Molecule: messenger RNA, 1014 nt
Organism: Aureobasidium namibiae CBS 147.97
Lineage: Eukaryota; Fungi; Ascomycota; Dothideomycetes; Dothideales; Saccotheciaceae
Exons: 1
Coding region: 1-1014 (337 amino acids)
Source: RefSeq, a predicted model, not a curated record